Molecule: messenger RNA, 646 nt
Organism: Silurus meridionalis
Lineage: Eukaryota; Metazoa; Chordata; Actinopteri; Siluriformes; Siluridae
Gene: s100w
Product: S100 calcium binding protein W
Exons: 3
Coding region: 157-453 (98 amino acids)
Molecular function (GO): transition metal ion binding; calcium ion binding
Source: RefSeq, a predicted model, not a curated record
AGUGAAAAGGGGAGUGUUAAGUCCUGUGUAUAGCUGGUUUGCACAACAGGGGGGGUUUCUUGCAUGAAUCACAGCCUGAAGGAUGGCUAUAAAUAUAUCAUUACGCUUUAGCCACUCUUCACCUGAGAUCCCUGCUGGACCUGCAAACACUUAGUCAUGUCUAAACUAGAGAAGUGCAUUGUCGCUUUGGUAGAGGUGUUUGAGGAGUAUGCCGGAAAAGAUGAAGACAAGAUGAAGCUGAGUAAUGCAGAGCUCGGUGCACUGGUUAAGGGUCAACUGAGUGAGUUCCAGAGUAAAAUCGAUCCAGAGGAGCUGAAAGAUGUCUUGCAAAAAAUAGACAAAAAUCGUGAUGGCCAGGUCUCCUACAAAGAGUUCAGCCAGUUUGUAGCCCAACUUUCCCAGGGCUAUUUCAAGAAGAAGUACUGCAAGGACAAGUGCAAAGGCAAAAACUGAACUCCAACAUGCACCAUUAUUCCAUCGUCAAUGUAUAAAAGAAAAUAAAAGUUGAUCAGUGCAAGCUUUGUCAUGUCAAUCUUCUUGAUAAUGAUGUGCUGUGCUUCUUCAUCAUAUUUUCUCCUAGCUUUGCAUAUACGCAGAAUUCUGUAUGUCACAUUGGACGUGAAUAAUAAAAAUACUUAACAUUCAA